UGGGGGCAGGAAGGGAUUUCCCCCUUGGUUGCAUUGCAUGGACGUGUGGGUUUUGCCUGCCCGCGGUGCAGACUGACAUCUCAUAGCAGCAGGACCCCAGGGCCGGUCGGGUGCGAGGUCUGUGUUGCAUCAGGGCUGACAGCCGUCUUAUGCAGAGUUGAGAUUAUGGUUGUCCGGGCUGGUCUGGACAGGGUUGAUCCUGCUUCAGGCAGGGCUUGGACCAGACGUGACCUCUGAGGGUCACUUCCAGCCCCACUGGUCUCGGGCAGCUUUCUCCCCACCAGCCCCCGUGGCUCCAGCACACGGGACCUGGAGCCUCCUGCCCCUCCUGGUCUUUUGAGCCCUGCUGUGGAUCCGGGUUGUUCCUCGUUCCAUCCGGGGCCUGAUUUAUGGCCAGGGCACUGGAGCUUGGCAGGAGCCUGCAGGGCACUGUGCAUCACGUCCCCUCCAGAGCCAGCUCCACCCCGAGCACAGAGUUUAAAUCCAACCAGGGCGGCUGGAGGAGCUCAGACCUGGCUCCCGGCAGCACCAUGAAGCCAGCAGGCACCGUCCUCCUCCUGGGGCUCGUGGCCCUCAGGGCAGAGCUGCAGACUGCGCCCAGGGAGAAGCCCGGCGUCUGCCCCUCCUCAGCACCCGGCCUUCUGGAUCCCUGCUUCUUUCCCUGCUCCAGCGAUUACAGCUGCCCGGGGAGUCAGAAGUGCUGCCUCAUCCCCUGCGGCCAUGCCUGCCUUGACCCCCUGCCCGGGCCCCGCUAAGUGCCCGGACCACCCGGGGUGGGCAGCUUCAGCACAUGAUGCCUCACCAGGACCGGACCAGCCCAGAGACCGAGACCCUGGAGCACACCCCC
This is a messenger RNA of Gavialis gangeticus (Gharial), 847 nucleotides long. RefSeq names its product WAP four-disulfide core domain protein 18-like. The transcript has 3 exons. Bases 390 to 755 code for a protein of 121 amino acids. NCBI's taxonomy places the organism in Eukaryota, Metazoa, Chordata, Crocodylia, Gavialidae. The record is from RefSeq and is a predicted model, not a curated record. Gene Ontology annotation, biological process: innate immune response; antibacterial humoral response. Gene Ontology annotation, molecular function: peptidase inhibitor activity. Gene Ontology annotation, cellular component: extracellular region.